AUGGAGCUUUCCACCGACCAGGAAAAUCUCGCAAGAAGGCCGAGCGCCAGGCCCAAGCCCAAGCUGAUGCUCUCGCCAAAGAUAUCAGAGAAUCCAGAGAUCGGCGCCGCAGCAGACAACGUGACGAUGAGACUCCACCAGCCCGCCAUCCGCGACGACGAUACGACUCUCGGAGCGAGCGCAGCGGCCGCCGCCGCUCCCAAUCCCGCUCCACCGUGUCCUCCAGCGGUCAAGGAAGCGCCAUCAGAAGCGAGUACAGCCACCACGGUCCAGAGAAGCGAGUCCAGCCAACCCCGUACUCCGACUACGUUCCAGAACACUUCAUCCUCAAGCCCAACGCUCGUGGCGCCGUUGCACCACUCCAUCCUGUCCACGGCACGCAGCACGACUCGCAUCGGCGAACCCCGAAAGACUUCGACAUCCCAGAUCCCAAGCACCCUGGGAAGACCGUCCGACAGUCCCACCCUCAAGCAUUCAACCACCUCUUUGGCGCUGAUGAUGACCAAGCCAGGGGCGGCGCGGGCGAUGCCUUUUGAGGAGGGCGGCGAUGCGGUUGGAGUGCAGCUAUCGCCAGGUUCGGUGACUGCGAAUGGAACACCAGAUUCAUAUCCAGCGGCCGGCCUUCGAGUACCACUGCAGAAGCGACGUCGAUCAGAAGAGCGCGUAGAUCAGGCCAUCCGCCAAGAUAGAGCACCUCCGCCCCAGAAACGCUCGAGGCCUGCAUCAACAGUCACCAUCGAAUACGACGAGAACGGCGUACCACGUCUGAAACAUACGCAGACUCAAAUCCAGCGCGAGACCAUCUUGACGCCGGUAUCAUCCGCCCAGUCACCAGUUACCCCUUUGACAGCUUCACAACACAUUUCUCCAGCGGUUCAAGCAUUGGUAGCAGCCAUUGCAGAUCCCGCAAGUCCUGUAAUUGGCACUUCGACCACUCCCGCAGCGCAACAAACAAAACGAAAAGACUUCAGUCUCCUCGGCGCAUUCGUAGAUGAUAGCUCAUUGAUCAUCACGCUGGUCAGUUAUCUGGACAUUCCAUCUCUGAUUUCCUGGUACGCCAUCGACAAGAAGUUUCACUGGUAUUACAACAAGAACUACACGGCUUUCAUCUUGGCCAGCGUCCGAACAUGGUCACCCGGUGCGGAGCUGAUAUUCCCAUGGCGCCACUAUGCUGAUCUCUGCAUCAAAGACCCGAUCAAGAGACAGAAAGCAAAGUCAGACCAUCUUGGCCCGGACAUCGCGCAAAUGAACCUCUUCUCGCGCGACGUGCCCAGUUUGCGUUGGCUUCAGAUGGUCGUUUGGCGUGAAGGAGUUGUGAAGGACAUUUUCAUCCAGCUUGCGACCAGAGCACUCAGAGUGCCACCAAAGACUAGAGACGCGAUGAAGCGCCUCUGGUUCAUCAUGGACCUCCCCCUCAACGCCCACCGCAUCUUCUGCAUUCAAAGCAAACGCUACAUCGCCCCUUGCCACCUCAAACUCGCCACAGUCUUCUUCCUCAAACUCGACAUGUUCUUCACCGACCCAGGUUACAACCUCUUUCCCGUCAAUCACCCCGCUCAAACCGUCUUCCCCAACCGCUGGGCAAACGGCAUGCCCUUAGGCUCCGCCCUCAAAGAAAUCCUCCUCGCCGAGAACUCCCUCACACCCCUCUGGCGUGUCCUCCGUGGCUUGGCGCCCGAUGGCGCUGGUCACGGUAGACCGAUCGAAGAAAUCGACAUCCUCAAAUUGUGGAUGAGGCACAAAUACCGCGGUCCGACUCAGCCCAGCAACAAUUUCAACAAGUCCAAACCCAUCCUGGGCCUCCGCUUGGAGAAGUUCGUUCAAACAGGAUACCAGCCCUACUUCCCGCCGAAGGACGGCAGUCCUUUCCGCCCCGUACCGCUCAUGACAAUUGAUUUGCUCGUCAUGAGUGAGGCGAUGCGGAGGAAGAUCAAUGCGCAGGAAAAGGUUCUUGAGAUGAUCAAUUAUGGUUUCUCGAGCAAUGGACGGCGAGCGAGGGUUUAUACGGAGGAGCAGAUUAUGAGGCAGGAGAGGGCGGUGUGGAAUCCGUCGGAGGUGAGGAUCAUUCGGAGGAAUGAGGAGAGGGAGAGGAAGGCUGAAGAGGCCAGGAAGAAGAAGUUGCUGGAGUUGCAGGAGGCUGAGGAGGGAGAUGAAGAGGAGAGUGGAGAGGAGAGCGGAGAAGGGAGCGAGGACGAAAGCGAGGACGGAAGUGAAGAUGACACGGAUACAGAGACUGCGACCGCGCCAGAUGCCAACGAGCAGCCCGGUGAAGUGACCUCAACGACUUCGUGA
This is a messenger RNA of Cercospora beticola, 2292 nucleotides long. RefSeq lists its product as uncharacterized. NCBI's taxonomy places the organism in Eukaryota, Fungi, Ascomycota, Dothideomycetes, Mycosphaerellales, Mycosphaerellaceae. The record is from RefSeq and is a predicted model, not a curated record.